GGGGGGCUGCAGUGUAAAAGUGGACACUGUCCCUUUAAGAAGAGCUGCGAGCAGGUUGAGCAGCGAGGAUCAGUAUUUGGCAAGCGCAUUGAUUUGCAUCCUCGUCAGUAGCAAAGAUGUCCUCGCCGAGGACAAUCACCGUCAUGGCGCUCUCUCUCGCCCUCGGCUUCUUCUUCCUCUUCAUGGGAACCAUCAAGCUCACGCCCAGACUCAGCAAGGACGCCUACAGCGAGAUGAAAAGGGCGUACAAAAGCUACGCCAAAGCCCUGCCAGGCCUGAAGAAGAUGGGCAUCAGCUCUGUGCUGCUGCGAAAGAUCAUGGGCUCCCUGGAGGUGGGCUGCGGCGUGGUUCUCACCCUGGUGCCGGGCAGACCCAAGGACGUGGCCAACUUCCUGCUGCUGCUGGUCAUGCUGGCCGUGCUCUUCUUCCACCAGCUGGUGGGUGACCCCCUCAAGCGCUACGCCCACGCCCUGGUCUUCGGCAUCCUGCUCACCUGUCGCCUGCUCAUCGCUCGCCAAAGCGAUGAGCGGGAGGAGAGCCGGGAGGAGCAGCAUCAGCAGCAUCAGCAGCACGUCAACGACCAGGAGAAGAACAAAGUCAAGCAGUCUUAAGGGAGGAAACUUGGAACUGGUGACCACUGGUCCUCAACAUGACUGAAAACAAUCAUACCUGUCCACUCAUUCCAUUGUCCAAACCACCUAAACUCUCAAUGGUCUUCAACUUUAUAGUGUCUUCAACCUGUCCACUCCUUCAAUUGUCCAAACCACCUAAACUCUCAAUGGUCUUCAACUUUAUAGUGUCUUGAACCUGCCCACUCAUUCCAUUGUCCAAACCAUUUAGGCUCUGAAUGGUCUUCAAAUGUAUAGUGUCCUCAAACUGCCCACUCAUUCCAUUGUCCAAACCACCUAAACUCUCAAUGGUCUUCAACUUUAUAGUGUCUUCAACCUGCCCACUCAUUCCAUUGUCCAAACCAUCUAGGCUCUCAAUGGUCUUUAAAUGUACAGUGUCUUCAACCUGCCCACUCAUUCCAUUGUCCAAACCACCUAAACUCUCAAUGGUCUUCAACUUUAUAGUGUCUUCAACCUGCCCACUCAUUCCAUUGUCCAAAC
Messenger RNA from Nerophis ophidion (straightnose pipefish), 1109 nucleotides. It is a transcript of the gene tmem35, whose product is annotated as transmembrane protein 35. The transcript has 2 exons. Gene Ontology annotation, molecular function: acetylcholine receptor regulator activity. The record is from RefSeq and is a predicted model, not a curated record. Gene Ontology annotation, biological process: chaperone-mediated protein complex assembly; positive regulation of protein localization to cell surface. Gene Ontology annotation, cellular component: endoplasmic reticulum. Lineage: Eukaryota; Metazoa; Chordata; Actinopteri; Syngnathiformes; Syngnathidae. The coding region runs from base 117 to 611 and encodes 164 amino acids.